AUGUCUACUUUGGUGUAUCGUAACAAAAAUCCAAGGUUAGAAAACUUUUACGGAAGGCAUAGUUAUAGAAAUCUUGAACUUCUUGGUUUAGCACCUAGAACGAAAGGUUGGGAAUUUCAAGCUCCACGAAAAGACUUCUGGAAUAAAGUAGUCUUACAUAGAGAACCUCAUAAUACAACAGGUCUUGUUGUUCAUGCUUCUUCAAAAGUGCUUAUCUCUGCUUCAACUAAAGAAGUUAGCAUCAGAAAACAUUUAUAUAGUUGUAUUGAUGUUUCAGCUGCAGAAAAUGUUGGAAGAGUGUUGGCCUUAAGAUGUCACCAAUGUGGUUUCACGGAGUUAUUUUCAGAAACAAGCGAGUUAGAUAAAGAAAACGAGAGCACCAGAGCUUUCUACGAGUCCUUGGUGAAUGGUGGUAUACAACUGAAGGAGACACCACCUAUUGAAGAGUUGGAGGCCAUUGGGAUAGAUUAUGACAGUAUGUCAGAUGAAGAAAAACGUGCUAUGUAUCCGAGCCUUAUUGAAACACUUCGUACUACACCCGACUGGGAUAACAUCCCUUACCCGUAUUCACUUAGACCUAGAGCAGGAUCAUACAAACUAAAAAGUCGUUAUCAAAUUCUUUCGAAAAUCCGUCAAGGUAUGGUAUGGGAUCCAUAUUACUCGAGAAUGGUGCAUCCACGGAACAAAGCUUAUUGGCAGCACGACUAUGAAGAGUUGCAAAAGAAGAAACUUGAAUCUUUGGGAGACUUAAACAAGAGUGAAGAACCAGUUAAAACAAUUGUUCCAUCUAAGUGGCAAGACGGGGAUUUAACAUGUCUCAUUCUAAAUUAUCGUAUUAUCAUUUUUAAUAUCAUAUUAGCUGUAUGUUGA
Messenger RNA from Schistosoma margrebowiei, 870 nucleotides. The record is from the annotation of a GenBank genome assembly. Lineage: Eukaryota; Metazoa; Platyhelminthes; Trematoda; Strigeidida; Schistosomatidae.